CUCUGUCUUUAAUAUGCAACUACUUUUUUUCCUAAUUGUUCGCAUUAGCACGUCAGCCUUCGCUAUUGUGCUCCCUGACCCUGUGCACAUCUACUCGAAGCACCACUUCAUACUCUUGUUGUCUUACGAAAAUUUGGUUGUUUGCGUUCGGCAUCCGUCCCAUAUAAUUAGUGAGGCCUAUAAAUCAAACUGAUCUCGAGCGAGGCAUAGGUGGAGGUUAUCGACAAUCACCCGGAGUGUAAACAAUUUAAAUAUUUGUCAGGCUAACGACUUUUGAAUGGUUCUUUCUCGAGUGAUCCUUUCUAACCUCUCACGAUGCUGGGAGAUCAUUCCCUGAAACUGGUGGCCGGAAAGAAGCACGUUGCGAGCGAAAGGUUCUUCUACGAGGCUACCGGAUACAUAAAGGCAUGGAAGUACCGUGGGAAUCCUACGGUUACAGCGAGCCAGCCACGUUUCUUCGUGAAAAUUUCCCCGAUCUGCUAACAGUUCAUGAGAGUCCCGUUCAUAAGGGAGUGCAUUUAGUGACCUUAAAAAAAGAACCGCAACGGGCAGGACGAGUCAGCAAUAGCGAUGGCCUUAACGGAACAGACGACCAUUCGGGGUUUGGAGCCGGAUCCGCCUCUAUCGUAUCCCGGACGAGUUUAACGUCGAGUAUACCAAGCAGUUGUCCAGACGCAUUGCGACAGAUCAAAAUGACGAAAGACCACAUCCUCAAAAAGCCGGUCCCCGUGCAGUUUCAAACAUACCUGACUCGGCUUUUGAAAAGCUACCCCACCGGAAUUUCAGCAAAAGCUUUUGUUGAAAUGUUUUAUAUGAAAUCUGGAGCUCCAUUAAAUUAUGCAAUGUACGGAUAUCCGGGACACCUGUCCAUGUUCCGAGACCUCGAUGGUGUUUUCAGAGUAGAGACGGGAACCAACGGAGAACAUACGCUGUAUCCAGUGAGUCCUUUCGGAAGCCUGCCAGAGGGAAGUAAACUUAGGGAGACGGUUAACACUCCUUCGAUAGAGAGUAGCACCAACGACGCAGAUCCGUGGACACCUUACAAGUAUAUAAUUAAAGAUUCACAACAUACAAAUUUUGAAUUGGUUAAGAGAGAUUUGUCGGCUGACGUUUCUUAUUCAACGAAUAAUCAAGAGCCGCUGACAAAGUCUUUCGAUAUAAAAGUAGGCCGUUGUCGACAGCAACUAAAUGACACACAACGUUUACGGUCAAAACCGGUUAAUGCUGCUGCUCUCCAACUAGAGACAACAGCUGCUGUUCUAACAGCUAAACAGAGUCGUACGAAAGCCCCACAGCAGCAGCCUCCAGAAAAACAUAAUUCAUUAGUAUUUAAAGAGACAACGCCCUACGGUGAUCUAUUUAUUGUUGAACUAAAUAGAAACUUACUGGUGCCAACAGCAUGCUUGGCAGCAUUAGCCGGCAUGGCUUCGGAUCAGGUGCUCGAAGAGCUUGCCGAAUGUGGAUUGGAUCCGCAAGACAUGAAGUUCUUAUCCGGCCGAGUUCCGGAUCACAAGUUCCUCAGGGUAGAACUAGCUCGCACGAACUGUCCGUUUAUUAUUAACGCCGAUGGAUCCGUUGCGGAUGUGAUAUCGUUAGUACCUAUCGAAAUGUGUUCGACCGUACUUCGCGCUUUGGCAGGGUCGUCUGAGGCGGCAUUGGCGCUUGUCGCGUAACGUUUGACGGCCAGUUUAUUGUUCAAAGAAGCACAGUCUCAAAUGUUCGUUAAAUUAAGUGUCCAUACCUUAUGCAAAGCAAUUUCAUAUGAAAGUAAAUGACUCAGUCGAUGACUAGGGAAUUCUUUCUAUAUUAGGGAAAUAUGUAGAACGAAUGUAUGAUGUAACGUUUUUUUGUAACAUAAGAUUUACCCGUCUUUACGCGAUCAUAAAACGCUUGUGUCGUACGUAAUAACCCUAUAAUUCAAUACAUCCCAUUGACUUUCAUUAGGUAUCGAAGAUCUGGGAAAACAUAAUAAAAAAA
This is a messenger RNA of Varroa destructor (honeybee mite), 1977 nucleotides long. RefSeq lists its product as uncharacterized. The record is from RefSeq and is a predicted model, not a curated record. NCBI's taxonomy places the organism in Eukaryota, Metazoa, Arthropoda, Arachnida, Mesostigmata, Varroidae.